AUGAGCCACACACCCGUCCAGGAGCCACCUGCCCAGGAAUUGUCCUCAGGCAGUGGGCAGACAUUACCCUCCCGACUCCUACAGCCGAUCUCUGAUCCCUCUGCUUCUAAAAGAGUAUGUUUCUACAAAAGCGGAGACUAUAAAUUCAGUGGACAUCGCAUGGUCAUCAAUGCCCGCACCUUCAAGACGUUUGACGGUCUACUGGAUGCUCUGGCCAAGAAAGUGCCUCUGCCCUUUGGAGUGAGGACCAUCACCACGCCCCGCGGGACCAACCUGGUUAAGGCUUUAGAUGACUUACAUGACGGCGGAUCAUAUGUGUGUUCUGAUAACAAACGGGUGAAGCCAUUAAACCUGGAUGAGGUGAACCGGCGGCAGGUACCGUGGAAUGCCACCAGACCCCUCAGCGUCAGGCGGCGAAGACGACAAGGACCCCAGUUUGUUCCGUUUGGCAGAAGAAAUGAAGUCAUCACCGGCAGGCCAGCAAAGAUCACUGAGAGGGGGGCAGUACGGACACCAAAGAGACUUGUGGUCAUCAGGAAUAGGGAUCCCACUGUUAAACGCACUAUUGUACUCCAGAGAAGAACAGCACCAACAUUUGACGCUUUGCUGGAUUACCUUUCCCAGAUCCUGCAGUUCCCAGUGCUGAAACUCUUUUCUAUGGAUGGCAGAAGAAUCGAUGGUCUUGCAGGACUUAUCCUGUGCUCUGGCGUUGUUGUGGCCGCGGGCAACGAGCCAUUCAGAUUAGGAAAUUACAAUUUUCACGGAGCGAGCCAGAUGGCACAAGUACUGGAUAUCAUGGAACCAUCUAUGUUGCAGCCCAAAACCCAGAACAACACAUCUUUGUCGAGUGGAAGAGGCUCAAGGAAUUUUUCCUUAUCAUCAGAGAAAUAUAUUGUCAACCAGAUAAAAAAGUCUAAAAAUGGAAGCACCAACAGCCACCUGCAUCACCACAGCGGAUCACUUGAAACACAAGUCAACCAUCGGGCCGCAUCCUUGCAGUCGUGUGGAUCUGGGAGGCUAGAUAAUGAGCAUCAUGCUUGCAUUGUACCUCGGGACGAUGACAUUGAAAAGUCUUUCUGUGUGAAUCAAGACGGCAGCAUGACAGUGGAGAUGAAAGUUCGUCUGACCAUUAAAGAGGAGGAGAUGCUCCACUGGACCACCACACUCAGUCGCUCCAGCCGUAGCAAGGGGACAGUUUGUGCCUCGAUUUCUGAGUCGGACAACAGCUCACCUGACUCAAACAACACUAUUGCCAAAGACUCUUCUAGUGCCAGUGAGGAUGAGACGAGAGAGGAGAACCAUCCCGUCGGACCUGGAAAGGGUGUGGACUUUCACGACCAGCAAGCAUAUGAGGGCGACAAUUCCAUGGCUUCGGGAAAAGCUCAAACUGGUUUCAAACGCGCUCCUACGCCAGGCCCUCGGCACGUUACGAAGAAGGCGUCUGUUGAGAGUGUGAAGACGUUGACAGAGUCAGGGGUUCAAGAGAGCACCCUGGGACAUUAUUCCUACAAGGAGAGGACGGCUGAUGGUGAGAAGACUGAGGGAUACUGCAUUGUCAGACACAGCAGCAACAAGCCAAUCCCCAAACCCAGGAAAACGGCGUCUGCAGGGGCGAGCAACAAAGGCUCCCACUCCUCCACCAGGUCGUCAGGAGUAGCUGAGGUUCUUCAGAUACAGAAUAACGGGAUGGAGGUGACAGAAACUGUGAUGCAUAUUUAUGAGAGUCAAGGCUGCUACGACAACUAUUUUGCAAACGAGGAACACAGCGCUGACAGUGCCCCCCUGCAUGGUUCCACUUCAGCGACAGAAAGCCAACCGUCCACUGAAUCAGGCCCGCGUUCUUCAAAAAAUGACUGUGAUAUAGAUUUGAGCUGGCAGCCACCCACGACUCACUCACAACAAAGACAGAAAGAGGAGAUGUUGUCAUUGUCAUCGGAGCCAAUAACUCCGACGCAUGCGAUUACUGCAACAAACUCCCAAAUACAGGAGACAGUAAAAAAAGACAAAACUCCUAAAAGUGAGACGAAGAAAAAGACGAUUAAACCAGCUCGGAAUAAGGAGGGUUUAACUUCAACAAGCAGCUCAGACAAAAAGCAAAAACAAAGCAUACUUAGUCCCCCAAAAUAUAGCAAACAUUCAUCUACAGACAAGCUCAGCAGCAAUGCCAGUGCGGGAAAAAAGACUUUAACUUCAUCGGAAAGUACCAAAAGUGGUCAAAAGAGUCGAGGUGCCGAAAAGCCUCAAAUUAAGAAAGCGAUUGAGGAUGAAAAGAUGCCCAGGAAAGAGCAAGCCUUAUUAAAUGUGAGAAAUACCCCACCUAAGAGACUAAACAUGGGUAAACCAGCUGCGAAAGAUAAUGGCCAUAAUGUAAAUAGUUCAACUGGGAGGCCUCAAAUGAAGAAGAACUUGUCAGACAUUCUACAACCCAAGAAAUCCCUUUUACCCGGCAAAAAGACAAUUAGCAAGCCCAAAUCCAUGACUGAAAGCAGAAUACCAUCACCUAAAAAGUCUUUAGAGUUGAGUGAGAGUUCGAUGCCUUCCCUAAAUCCUUCCCCCUCUGAAAUCCACCAAUAUGUUGAGAACUGGUUGGAGCAUGUCAGCCCAGACCAAGUGCCAUACACUAUGGAGGCCAUUGCAGAUCAAUCACAGCCUCCGACAAAGGUUGUGUUUAAGAUCGGCGGUGAUUCUGAAUCAGAUGAAAAGAGUGAAUGCCAGACUCAACCAGACGAGUAUUAUCUAUCUCCCGGUGAUGCCAUCAAGAAAUCCGCUUCAGCAGGUCGUUGUCUUGAAGCCACAGCUUUGCUGCACGGUGACCAAUUUGCGAGAGGUUUGUGCAUUUCAAUGCCGAGUGUCAGAGUCGAUCCUGUGCAACAGGAGGACAGACUGAGGCCACGCACAUCUGCAGAGGCCAUUGGUCCGGCUGACAAUGGAUCGCCACCAUCGACCUCCAACGUUUUGAUUCCAAGAGCAAGUACAUCACAUGUCCUGCAUGAACUUUAUUCAUCUAUUCACUGUAUCAGAAGUGCAUGUGAAGACAACAGAACAUCCAACCUUGAGAAGUCCAACAGCCUUCCUAAUAUCUCAACACAAGUGGCGUCGGCGUUCGGCUCGUCGUGUAAAGCCUUCAUGUCUUUCUUAUCAGUGAUGACUCUGCGAGACAACCUGACUGGAUCUGCGCCGGGAGACGACAACCAAUCCGAGGCCAUGCUGAUGAUGGAAUCCCUGCAGAAAAUGUCUGCCAUCGAGGAUGAGGAAGAGCUGAGGGCAAGUUUGACAGAUCUGCAGAGCAGAGCGUCUUCUCGCUUCAGAGAACGCUGGAAUGAUUUCCAGAUUCUGAGAGAAAGGCUUGAAAGUGAGCCACUGUCUCCCACAUUUUCAGAAACAGAAUUUGCCCUGGAUGUUGUCUCCGAAGGCGGGGAUGCAUUUGAGAAUAUUGAAGAGCUGAUGGAUGAGCUGAAUAUGCCGCACGACCUCAGAGCAGAGAUUUCUUCAACGGUCCAACAAGCUAAACAUUUUUACCCUGUAGAAGAGAGCACUUUUGUAGAAACCGAAAGAAACCAGUCGGACUCAGAGGACGGUUUGGAACACUUUGUUGAAGAAUGCAACAAUGAAACAAAACAAUCGCCAGGGUCCGAUACUACCUCCAUAGCUGAGGACAUUACUCAGACACAACAGGGUUAUGACAAUGGGGAGAUAGAUCAACUGGAAAAAAUGCAAUCUGUGUAUUUUAAGUCAGACCAGGAACCUAAUAAUGAACCAGAAAUAUCACUGACAGACAGAGAUGAGACCUUAACAGACAAAGAAAAUGAGAAGGAAGAAGAGGAACAAGUCAAGGAGGUUAUGGAUGUGGGCAAUGAUAGAGAAGAUGGACUUACAAAAGACACAGCUGAUGAUGGUGAAGAAAAGGGAGAGUCAGAAGAGGGGGCAGUGACAGUAAUGGAUGACAUGGAGCAGGAGAAAUGGGAAGUGGAAAAAGUAAGUGUAGAGAAGGAGGACUCUGACCAAGAAGUGGAGGAAGGAACAGGGGACGAGAUGACAGUGGAUGAGGAGGAAGAUGGGGAGAAUAUAGAGGAAGCAAAGGAAGUAUUAAUGGAAGAAGUUCAAGAAGCAAGAGUGGAUCAUAGUCUUGAAGAAACAGAUGAGAGAGAGGGUGAUGAGGAGACAGAGGAAGAGGAGGCUGAUGAGUGUGAAAAGGGGGAGGAGGAGAAGAGGCAAUGGGAUGGGAUUGAAGAAGGGGCAGUUGAGGUUAUUGAGGAAUCCGAUGAAGGAGAGGAAGAAGAAAAUAUAAUUGAAGAAAUGGAGGAGGAGGAAGAGGACGAAGCAGAUGAGUUUAUUGGGGAGACAGAUGAAGGAGAGGAAGUAGGGAAUAUGAAAGUGGACGAGGAAGAGGAAGCAGAUGAGGCUAUGGGGGAGACAGAUGGAGAGGAAGUAGGAACUAUCAUUGAAGAAGCAGAGAAGGAGGAAGAAGAAGAAGAAAAAGAAGCAGAUGCUUUUACUGAAUAUGUUGAGGAGGAAGCAGAGGAAGAUUUUGAGGAGGAAGGGGACAUGAAGGAAGUUAUUGAGGAUAAAGGUGAGGAAGAGGAUGUAGAAAAUACAAGAAAAAAAACGGAGGUGGCAAGUGAGGACAACAAUGAGGAGGAAGAAGAGAGCGAACAAGAGGUGGUGGAGGAUGGCGAGGAUGGUGAGGAUGUUGAGGUUAUAAAUACAGAAGAUGAGGAAGAUGAAGGAGAGGAAACUGACAAGAAUAUGGAAGAGGAAGAAAAGUGUGAUGAGUGUGAGGAGAGCAGGAAAGAGCCGGAACAAACAGUAAAUACUCUUGAGGAAGAAUCAGCAGGAGAGAAAAAAGUUGAAGAGAAAAUUGAAGAAAAUAUGAAAACAGGGAAAAUGUUAGAUGACAAAGAGAGGGAAGAUGAUUCAGAAAAUGGAAGUAAUGAGUUAAAUGAGGGGUUAGACGAGAUGGAAGAGCAAGAAUCAAAGGGCGAGUUAGAGGAAGAACAUGCCUCUGAAGAUGCCGACAGUAUUACCGGUGGUACAGACUGUAAAAACCUACUCGAGGAGGCCUUGUAUUUGCAGCAGCAGAGCAGCUGUGAUGAAGCAAAUGCAAAGGUAGCAGAACAGAACACUGAAUCACCAACCAAAUAUUCCACCGAGUGUCAGUGUGAGGACGAUAAAGGUAACGGGACAGACACGGUAAAUGGGUUUGAAACAGACGAGGGAGAGGAGCCUCACGAGGACGGAAGCGGCAUUCUCCAACAUCCUGUGGAAAUAUCACAGGAACUCCUUGACUUUGUUAACUCUGCACUGCAGUCCUCUUCCCUUAUAUUCACGUACGACGCUCGGGGCAACGUCAGGAUAGAGCCAGAUACCGCCCGGGUUACGCAAAACAAACAAUAUGUUAUUCCAAAAAGUAGAAAAGAUAUUUCCUACGGUUUAAAGCGUCUCCCGAGCCCGAACACCUCGGGUUUGUCCGAUUACAGGCCAGAAACGUCAGAGAGUGGCGGAUAUAAAACUCAGGAGUCUUUAGAUAUUGUCACAGACAGUGGAGAGGAGGCUUCUCCAGUCUGCAGAGGAAAGACUGACAUCCCUUUCAGGAGAACAAAUGUGGAGCGAACCGACUCCAAACCAUCUGAUGCAAGAAAUACAGACGUCUUGGAAAAAUCCAGACUAAAAAGUGGAGGGAGUUUUUCUUCUUAUGACUCCGGCACUAAAGCCUCAAAGGAGGAUCUGUCUUAUUUCAGUGCUGCGAGCUCGCAAAAGGCAGACACCGAACCUGCCGCAGAGGCCACGCAGUGCAUUUCUUUCCCCCCGGAAAAAGACUCAGCUGAUGGUGUAUUAAUCGACCAAGGUAGAUGGCUGCUCAAGGAGAAUCACCUCAUCAGAAAAUCUCCUCCAGUCUCCCAGGGAAUGUACGGGCAUUUAGAUAGCACAUCUGUAGAUACAGGUCAGGAGAACAAUAGCGAGGAUUCCCUGUCUCAUUGCAAUACCCAGAACAACCCUCUUGCAGCCAUAUCCUCAUCAGAGCUCGAGGAGAUGGCGAAGCCCCAAACUCCAAAGUGCACCUACUAUAACAUGCCACAUGGAAGCGAUUCUGACCCCUUUUUGGAUGAUUCCAGUGUCAAAAGUGGGAAAGGGGAUGCAAGCAGAGUCAGAGGGAAAGGCUUCAGGGUGUCACCCACCAUUGAUACUUCCAAAACCUGGACAAAUAAAAAUGGUAGCCUGUCUUCCUUUGCAUCAGUUGAGUUUAAAAUGCAAGACAGAAAAGUGCAUCCUGAGGGGGAGUCCUCAGCUGUGACAAGGGCAAGAUGGACAUCUGGUGGAGAAAGGGGUGUACUGCAGGCACAAGACACCCGCGAUACACUCCGUGUGAGAUGUAGCCAAUACUGUCCCAUACUAUAA
This is a messenger RNA of Cyclopterus lumpus (lumpfish), 6396 nucleotides long. RefSeq names its product oxygen-regulated protein 1 (gene rp1). The transcript is spliced from 4 exons. Gene Ontology annotation, cellular component: axoneme. Gene Ontology annotation, biological process: retina development in camera-type eye; intracellular signal transduction; photoreceptor cell development. The record is from RefSeq and is a predicted model, not a curated record. NCBI's taxonomy places the organism in Eukaryota, Metazoa, Chordata, Actinopteri, Perciformes, Cyclopteridae. The coding region runs from base 1 to 6396 and encodes 2131 amino acids.